GAAAACAAGACGCAAGCAGGGAAUGUAUCCUGUUGGUUGGAGGAGUGUCAGUACUAGAACAGCCAGGGUCACAGUAGGUCAAGUGUGUACAAAGCAGCAAUAAGGGAAGCUGUUUAGUCCUAGCUGUGUCUUUGAGGGUCCUAAGCAGAAGGGUGAGGAGCAGAAUACAGUGAUUCAGGAAACAGGCUCUCGAAGAAGCUUGUUUCCCAGCUGCCGGGACGUCACGGGAAAGACAAGAAACUCACAGCAUGUUUUUAUCAGGUGUCUGGAUUUUAGCUGUUUCCGUCACUGUGGCAGUACAGGAAAAAAACCCUCUUGCUCUAUGUAUCCCAGGACCCCAAGGUCCUCCUGGGAACAAUGGAGUUCCUGGUCAUAAUGGGUUCAAUGGGGAGAAAGGGGAGAAGGGACUCAGAGGGGAACCAGGUUCCACAGGAAUGCGUGGGCCACAGGGCCCUCCAGGAAAACUAGGUCCAAUGGGACCAAAGGGCGAAAGUGGACAACCAGGUCCCACCGGCCCACAAGGAAGCCCGGGAGAAUGCUCACCACGUCAGAAAUCUGCCUUUGCCAUGAAACUCGCCAAAAACUAUCCAGCUCCUAAACAACCCAUUAUAUUUCAUCAAAUUUUAUACAAUGAUCAGCAACAUUUUGAUAAGGCCACAGGAAUUUUCACUUGCCAAAUACCUGGAGUUUAUUACUUUGGCUACAAUGUGGAGUUGUACCAGAACACCACGUCCAUUCAGCUAAUGAAAAACAGCCAGGCAGUGAUAGGAUCAUAUCAGACCACCCUAAACUCUUAUGAAAAUAUGUCAGGAAGUACAGUCCUUAAGCUGGAGAAGGGUGACAGGGUCUGGUUAGAAGUGAACCAGGAAAGUAAUGGAGCGACACACACAAGCUACUUUUUGGGUUACCUGAUAUUUGAAAUUUAGAUUUCUGCAGAACUUCUGAAUUAGCCUCACCAUUGUGUCAGAAUUUAAGAGAUGAGGAAAGUAUACCCAGGGGUGGGGUAGGGUAAGGGGGGCAGGAGGUUUUGUCAGGGUCUGUUACUAUAUUAUAGCAGCAUCUGUUAUUAUGGUAGCACCGCCUACUAUUAUGGUUGCCCUACAGUUCCCAUUAUAAGACACAGUUUUCUGUUAUUUAUAACUUUCCCAAACUUUAAUCGUUUGGGCUGAAAAUUUCCAUGCCAGGUGCCUGACUCUCGUUCAAUGUUUUUGGAAAAUGUCAGCCAAAACACUUUAGCCGAUUCUGAGAAUGAGUAUAAGGGAAAAUACAUUUUGGUGACUUUUUCUUUGAGAAUCUCUAAUUCCUCCAUACUUUGGAGCAAGGUCUUGAUAUUUGGCAAGAGAAUGGCCUUUGUUUCAGGGAUGUUCCUGUUGGCAUCCCUUUGAAAAUCUGCCCAAAUUUAGCCACGUUAUAAGGCUUUGAAAAUUUGCAGUUCUCACAUGCUCAGUAGACACUUCCUAGAACUCCACAGCUAAACUCCCAAAAGAUUCCAUCUGUGAUGUUGCACUCCAUAUGCUUUAUAAAAAUAUGUUUAUAAGUGUGAAUAUGAUGUAACUGAAAUAUGCUUUAUGCAAAAGAUCUCUUGUAAGGUAUAAUUACAGAUCUUAUAAUCUACUGAGU
This is a messenger RNA of Chrysemys picta bellii (western painted turtle), 1620 nucleotides long. Its product is annotated as hibernation-associated plasma protein HP-25-like. Gene Ontology annotation, molecular function: protein binding. The record is from RefSeq and is a predicted model, not a curated record. NCBI's taxonomy places the organism in Eukaryota, Metazoa, Chordata, Testudines, Emydidae.